AUGGGCACCUGGGCAGCAGUCAUGCCUCUUCCUGUGUGGGGGUUGCUGGGCUGCUCUUUCCUCUUUGGCUGGGCUCUGGGGGGUCCGAGGCCUCUCCGCUCUCUGCCUGCUCUGUCCUCCCAAGUCAAGCCAGGAUCUGUACCUGUGUGGGUCCCCCCAGAGGGGGCUGAGGCAGCCCUGGCUUUCCUCUACUCUGGAGAUGCCCAACAGCUGUCGGGGGCUAAUUGCAGUGAGCGCUACGAAGCCCAUGGGGCAGGAGCCAGACCACAGCUCCCCCCGAUCCUUUGGAGGGCAGCAGGCACCGUUAGCCAGGCUGCCAAUUUCCUCAACAUGCUGCUACAAGCCAAUGACAUCCGGGAGUCCAGCGUGGAGGAGGACGUGGAGUGGUACCAGGCUCUGGUCCGCAGCGUGGCUGAGGGGGACCCAAGGGCAUACCGGGCUUUGCUGACCUUUAACCCUCCACCAGGGGCCAGUCACCUGCAGCUGGCCCUACAGGCCACCCGGAUGGGGGAGGAGACCAUCCUUCAGGACCUGUCCGGAAACAGGGUGCAGGAGGAAAGCCCCACCGGGGCCCUGGACACCGCUGAACUGCAGAAGCGGGUGCUGACCAAUGACCUAGGGAGCCUUGGCAGCCCCAAGUGGCCACAGGGGGAUGGCUAUGUGGGGGACACGCAGCACGUGAGGCUGUCUCCUCCCUUCCUGGAAUGCCAGGAGGGUCGGCUCCGUCCCGGCUGGCUCAUCACACUCUCAGCCACCUUCUAUGGACUCAAGCCCGACCUCAGCCCAGAGGUCAGGGGGCAGGUGCAGAUGGACGUAGAUCUUCAGAGUGUGGACAUCAACCAGUGUGCCAGCGGCCCAGGCUGGUUCUCCAACACACACCUCUGUGAUCUCAACAGCACCCAGUGCAUCCCCCUGGAGAGUCAGGGCUUUGUCCUUGGCCACUAUCUCUGCCGCUGCCGACCUGGCUUCUACGGGGCAAGCAGCUCCGGGGGCUCAGAGGAGAGUGCUGUCCGGCCUACAGGGGAAUUCGGGUCCAAUCAAGGCAGCUCCGGGAGGCUGCUGCGGUGCCAUCCGUGUGCUGAGGGCUGCACCAGCUGCCUGGAUGCCACGCCAUGCCUGGCAGAGGAAGCCCCAGUGCUGCGGGCAGCAGUGCUGUCCUGUCAGACCUGCUGCAUGCUGGCCGUCUUCGUAAGCAUGCUGGCCUCCUACCGCUGCCGCCAGAGCAAGAGGAUCCGGGCAUCUGGAGUGGUACUGCUGGAAACCAUCCUUUUUGGAUCCCUGCUGCUCUACUUCCCUGUCUUCAUCCUCUACUUCAAGCCCAGUGUAUUCCGCUGCAUUGCCCUCCGCUGGGUCCGGCUGCUGGGUUUUGCCAUUGUCUACGGCACCAUUAUACUCAAGCUUUACAGAGUGCUCCAGCUCUUUCUGUCUCGAUCGGCCCAGCGGGGCCCCCAUCUGAGCAGCGGGCGGCUGCUGCGGCGUCUGGGGCUGCUCCUGCUGCUCGUGCUGGGCUUCCUGGCUGUAUGGACGGCGGGGGUCCUAGAGCGAGGCAUUCAGCACACAUCCCUGGUGACUCGAGGCCACACUCCCACAGGCCGCCACUUCUACCUCUGCCACCACGACCGCUGGGACUACAUCAUGGUUGUGGCUGAGAUGCUGCUCCUGUGCUGGGGCAGCUUCCUCUGCUACGCCACCCGGGCUGUCCCCUCGGCUUUCCACGAGCCUCGGUACCUGGGCAUCGCCCUGCAUAAUGAGCUGCUGCUUUCUGCCGCCUUCCAUGCAGCCAGGUUUGUGCUGGUUCCCUCCCUGCACCCGGACUGGACGCUCCUCCUCUUCUUCUUUCACACCCACAGCACAGUUACUGCCACACUGGCUCUGAUCUUCAUCCCUAAGUUCCGGAAGCCCGGAGCUUCCCCCCGAGAGGAGAUCUUGGACGAAGUGUACGAGGACGAACUGAACCUGCAGCGCUCGGGCUCCUACCUCAACAGCAGCAUCGCCUCGGCCUGGAGUGAUCGCAGCCUGGACCCUGGAGACAUUCGGGACGAGCUGAAGAAGCUCUACGCGCAGCUCGAGGUCCACAAGACGAAGGAAAUGGCCGCGAACAACCCGCACCUGCCCAAGAAGCGGGGCAGCUGGCGCCAGGGCCUGGGCCGCUCCUUCAUGAGGUACCUGGCCGAGUUCCCCGAGGCCCUGGCCCGCCAGCACUCCCGGGACGCGGGCUCCCCGGGCCGCAGCAGCCUGCCUGGCUCCUCCCGCCGCCGGCUGCUCAGCGCCAGCCUCCGGGAGCCCGCCGCGCCGCCGGGCCUGCGCAAGUCCCGCAGCUCCUGCGAGCCGGCGCGCGAGCCCCGCGCCGAGCCGGCCCCGCCUCUGCUCGACUCGCUGCUGAGGCGGAAGCUGGCCAGGAAGGGCCCGCGGACCGAGAGCCGCGAGUCGGUGCGGCGGCGGCGGCGGCGGCGGGGCCCGCCCGCGCUGGGCUUCAGGUCGGCCAGCGCCCACAACCUGACCGUGGGCGAGCGGCUCCCGCGGGCCCGGGCCGCCUCGCUGCACAAGUCGCUCAGCGUGGUGGCGGGCUCCAGGGAGAAGGCCCUGCUCCUGGCCAGCCAGGCCUACCUGGAGGAGACCUACCGGCUGGCCAGGGAGCGCGAGGAGAGAAGGAAGGCGGAGGCGGCCGCGGCCAGCCCCGCGCGGCGGCCGUCAACCAGGCGGCUGGAGCGAGCCCGAGGCGCCCCGCUGUCCGCGCCCCCUUCCCCGGCCAAGAGCAGCAGCGUGGACAGCUCGCACGCCUCCGGAAAGCUGCACGAGGCUGCGAGGAGGCUGCCCCACCCGCCCAUCCGGCAUCAAGUCUCCACCCCCGUCAUGGUCACGUCUGGGGCUGGCCUGGGGGAGCCAGGGAUGCUGUCUCCCACGGCCACCUUGGCCCCAGCGCUGAUGCCAGCUCCCGCCCCCGCCCCUGUCCUGGCACCCGUCCCAGUUCCCCCCCAAAGCCCCAGCCUGCUCAGCUACAUCUGCCCCUGGGAGAAUGCAGAACUGCCAGCGAAGAAAGAAAAGGUGGCUCAAGAAGGCCCCUCUGGACCGGAGCAGGACACCCACUCGCCCGCCCCUGCUCGGACCAGGCUCUGGAGGGCCCUCUCUGUGGCAGUAGAGAGAAGGGGGGCUGGGGAGAACGGGAUGGAUACAGAUGUGGGGCGCCUGCCAGGGGAGGCUGCUGAUGGGGGUGAGGACAAGCCCAAGACUGUCUCUAAAUCCUACAGCCUCAAGGCCCCUGUUCAGCAGGGUUCCAUGCGCAGCUUGGGACUGGCUAUCAGAGUUCUGACUCGUUCUCGGAGCACGUACAGAGAGAAGGAGAGCAGGGAAGGGAGUCCUGAGAAGGAGAAGGGCCGAGCUUCGGGCGAGGGUGUGGGGGCACGCCCCAGGUCUCCCCGGCCAGGACGGCCCGAGGCGGUGGGUAGGCAGGCUGCGCUCGCCCCCUGUGAUAACGAGGAGUCCCUGCAGAACCAGCAGAACACUCACACCAGCAGGCUGCUCCAGGUCUGUCACCAGGAGGGCAGCAGGGAACAGGAAGACAGAGGCAGGAGGACCUCCCAGGGCCUAGGGGAGGGGAAAGUUGAGAGCGGGGGUAAAACAGGGCCUGCUCCACUGAAGCAGGUCAGGCAGGGCACAGUUGGGGACCAAAUGUCUAAGCAAGCAAAAGGGGCCCCAGUGGGGUGUGGGGAACCACCCAAAGCUGGCCUCCAGCCCCUGGGCAGGGCUGAGCACAGGGUGACAGAGGUAUGUCCCUGGGAAGUCACCGAAUCAGAAACGCGUCAGCCUGGCAGUAGCAGCAAGGCUGAAAUUUGCCCCUGGGAGGUGAGUGAAGGAGCCCCUGAGGAGGGGGCUCUGAGGCAAGAUCCAGAUGCCUCCCAAGACGAGAGGGGGAAAGCCUCAGAAAAAUCAAAGCCCAAAGAGAUGUUUGCCGCUGCUCGGAAAAAGCCAGAGAGGCUGGUCAGGGGGCAGGAGGCAGUGUGUCCCUGGGAGGGUGCCGAUCCCGGGAGUCUGUACCCUGGAUCAGCCCCUCAGGACUCUGAGAGAACCGAGGGCAGGUCCGAGGCAGGGGGCAGUAGGGACCCUGGAGAGGUGGAGAUGCAUCGUUGGGAAGCUGCUGGGCCCAGACCUCAGACACCUGCCAUCGGCCAGACAGAGCUCUGUCCCUGGGAGGCAGGUCAAGGAGGCGAGAAUGAGAAACCGUCCCAGGAGGAAGUAGAGAAGCUUCCCCAGGCAAAGCAGAAGAGCCCCAAGAAAGCAGUCUUCUGGAAAGAACAGAAACCAGGUGAAGGCUUGGAGUCUCUUUGUCAGUGGGAGAGGACAGAUUUCCGCGGCCCUUCAGUGGUCUCUGCACAGGUGCCAGGAACCCCUGGAUGCUCGGGGCGUUUGGGCAGCAGCCUUUCUGAGGUGCACCCGUGGGAGGCAGGAGAUCCUUUUGCUCACGGGAAUGCAGAGAUCUGUCCCUGGGAGCUUGGUGAUGAAGCAAUGGGGAAGGAAACAUGGCAUCAGGGGCCAGGUAGAGAAUCUUUCCAGAAAAGGGGGGAAACCUCCAGCAAAGGGAGCUCCGGAGAGAUGGGGGAGCAAACUGGGAAAGCGGUGCCAAAAUUUAGCCCACAGCAGGAGUCGGUGUGUCCCUGGGAGAGCACAGUCCCUGGGCACUCCGGCCCCCAUCUCGACAAUUCCUCAUCCAAAACCAGUGGCCAGCUCCUCAGCAGCAGAGGAAGCAGCGUGGAUCGGACAUGUCCACGGGAGGAUGUCAGGUCAGAGGUAAAGGAUGCAACACCUGCCAAGGCAGAAAUCUGUCCCUGGGAGGUGGAUGAAAGGACAACAGAGGACAGGAUGUCGGGACAGGCACCAAAAGGAGGAGAAUCGCAAAAGGACAAGGAGAUGAUGCCUGGAACAUCAGCGAGCAAAGAUAGCACAACUUGGGAAAAGCCUGAGGGGCACAUCCAAAAGCAGGCAGCAGUCUGCCCCUGGGAGAGCGUGAACCCUGGCAGCUUCUCCCUACCGCCAGGUCCUCAAGACACAGAUCAGCUCAAAGCCAGUUUCCAGGUGUCAGGCGGUGUGGGAAGCAAAACUGAUGAGGUCUGUCCGUGGGAUGCAGAGGAACCACUUCCUGCUGAGAAAGCAGAGAUCUGUCCCUUGGAGGUGGGUGAUGGAGCAGGGGAGGAAAGGGCUUUGGGAGUUGAGGCCAUUAGGCAACUUCCAAACAAUACAGGAAAGGCCUCUGCAGACUCCGGACCUGGCAAGAUAGCUGCUACUGCUCCAGAAAAGCCAGAGAAGCCGCCGCCUGGAGAGCGAGAGGUGGCCUGUCCUUGGGAGAGCUUGGAUCAGGGGGGCUUCUAUCAGCCUUCAGACCCUCUGGGCACUGACAAGCCCAACGUGGGGCUCCAGGAACUGGACUGUGGUGGGUGCAAGACAGCGGAGGUGUGUCCUUGGGAAGCAGAGGGAGUGCCUAUCAGUGAAAAAGCCAAGAUCUGUCCCUGGGAGGUGAACGAAGGAGCCACUGGGAAGGGCCUGGAACAAGAGGUGGGGACUGAUUCAGUGGGGCAGAGGGAGACAACUCUAGAAAAGGAAAGACCUGCCUCCCUGGGAGAAGACAUACCAAAAUGGGAGACAAAACUGAGUCCAGAGCAGGAAGCUACAUGUCCUUGGGAGGACUCGAGGGCACCCUCUGCGCAGGCCCCUGAGGGCUCAGACCUGCCCAGCAGCAGGAGGGGCAGGGGGGCAGAGGGGCAUUCCUUGCAAGCGAGGGAGGAGGCAGCAGAGAAAGGGGACCUGACACAAGACCUAAAGAUGGACUCCUUCCUGGAACACGUAACCCCAGAAAAAGCUCUAUCUUCAAAAGCAGGAGAAUUUGCCGCUGAAGAUGGGGGCAAAGCGAACGAUGAGUCACGACCUAUCUAUCUACUGGAGAGCAUGGCCCCGGCAGGCACUUUCUCCCACCCUGGCAGCCAGUGCCCUGCCCGACCUCAGGUCGGCUCUCAGCUGCCCCUCGGUAUUGGGGGCAGACUCACUGAGGUCUGCCCGUGGGAUGCUCACGCUGUGGAUGCUCACAAACCCGACAGCAGUGCCGAGAUCUGUCCCUGGGAGGUGACUGGAAGAAUCCCUGAAGAAGGGGUGUCAAGACAGGAUGGAGAAGGGGAGCCUCAAGAGGACAAGGAGAAAGCUCCAGGAAAACCAGAGCACAAAGUUGUGGUUGUUCAGGAAAAGUCAGAGAGGGUGGAUGGAGAGCAAGAGGCUGUGUGUCCCUGGGACAGUCAAGAUCUGUUUCCACAACCAGCCCUACAAGCUUCUGACAGAAGCAAUAGCAGUUCUGAGGCGGAGGCCAGGGCCAGGGCCAGGGUAGCAGAAUUAUGUCCAUGGGAAGCAGAAGAGGCUCCUUGUGAUAAGAAAAUAGAAAUCUGCCCUUGGGAGGUGAGCCAGGGAGCAGCAGAGGAAGAGAGACUGGAACAAGAGGUGGAUAGAGAUUUCCAAGGGCAAGGAGAGAUGUUCCAGCAAAAGGCAGGAGCCGGCACGAUGGAAGAACACUUUUCAAAAGAAGUAGCGAAAGUCAGUGGCGAGCAGGAGACUGUCUGCCCCCGGGAAGGUUCAAGAUCAGGGGGGCUCCCCCCACAGUCAGAGGCUCCAGAUGUUGACCAACCCGAAGUUAGUCCCCACGGGGCAAGUGGUGUGGGGAGCAGGAUGGCAGAACUGUGUCAGUGGGAAGUCACAGAUCCUGAAGGAAAUAAAAUAAAGGGGACCAUGGCAGACAUCGACAUCCAUCUUUGGGAGGGAACUGGAGCCCCAUCUGAGGGAUCUGGCCUCCCAGCUUUAAGAACAACUCAGACAGAAAUACUUUCCCCCAUGGCCCCUGAGAACCCACCAUGCCUUCUAGUCCACAGACCUCUGGGUGGCCUCCUUCCAGAAAGCAAAAGCCCCCGCCCCAAAGGGAGCAAGCCAGCCAGUGCUUUUACUCUGGAAGGCGUCAGAGAACUCCAAGUACCUUCAGAACCUGGGCCAAGGAUCAGCUUAAUCCCAGAGCUAACACUCCAAGAAACUGAGGCUCAGAAGUCUUCCUCCUUAACCGAAGACCAAGGGGAAGUAGCUUCUAUAGCUCAACAGGAAGAACUCAGCCCUCCAAGUGUCUAUCCUUGGGACAGGGAGUAGCAACUCCCUUGGGUGAAGUCAAACAUGGGGUGGCUAGCCUACCAAAGCCAAGGUCCUUUCCAAGGGCCAGGUGUUUCCAAAAACAACUGAAUCAAACACACUUCGCCACUUUCCCUCUCCAAGAAGGCCAGAAGUCAUCUCGUUCCAAAGACAAAUUGUUCAAGAAGAGUGAAGCUCAGAAAUCCCAUCCUCUCUUUACCUCCAACUCUCCUUCUUGCUCCAGGGAAUAAAGGCUGGACCUUCUACUUCUAAUAACACCUCCCAUCCAGCUAGAGUUCUCAACACAGGCCACCCAUGACAGGACACUCGUUUGUAAAGCCAAUAGUGAUAAAAGGAAGUCAGUGUCCAGCCCACAUUUUCUCAAAGGAAGACCCAUCCCUCCUGGAAUUCUACAAAGGACACUUUUUGAAAAGAAACUAAACCACAUAAGGUAUCGGCAACAUAGGGCUGAAGAUUACAGAAGGUUAUAAAGGUCACCAUAGGGGAUGCCCUGGUGGCCUAGUGAAUUAAGGA
This is a messenger RNA of Phacochoerus africanus (Common warthog), 7680 nucleotides long. RefSeq names its product G protein-coupled receptor 179 (gene GPR179). Gene Ontology annotation, cellular component: membrane. The record is from RefSeq and is a predicted model, not a curated record. Lineage: Eukaryota; Metazoa; Chordata; Mammalia; Artiodactyla; Suidae. Gene Ontology annotation, biological process: G protein-coupled receptor signaling pathway. Gene Ontology annotation, molecular function: G protein-coupled receptor activity.